GUAGUCCUAAAGAAAUGCCCAAGAGCGUAGCUAGCAGGAUUAAUUUGGAAAAUAAUAAUAAUACAUUUUACAUCAGCUAUCUAUCCUAAAACUGUAUUUACUAGAAGAAGAUACAAAUUGAAAAACUGCAUUUUACAAGCUUCUUCCUCAUUCAGUGGGGUCAGAGUUCAGUAAAUAUUGGUGAUGUCAUGGUCUGAAGAUGGCUGAAGGAGAAAGCUGUGACGGUUGGUGGGGAGGAUGGCUUCAACAAAGCUUCCAGGCCGUUAAAGAUAAGUCAUCAGAGGCAUACGAAUUUAUAAAGCGUGACCUCACAGAGUUCUCCAACGUGGUGCAACAUGACGCUGCGUGCUCCAUCGUGGCCACAGCAAGCGCCGUUAGAACCAAACUAGCGGUGGAGGGCUCCUCUGAUACCACAGAGAAGGUGAAGAAGAGCCUAUCCAGUUUCUUAGGAGUGAUAACAGACACCCUCGCUCCUCCCCAGGACAUGACCAUCGACUGUGAUGUCAUCACGCUAGUGGCAACUCCAGCAGGCACCACAGAGGUGUAUGACAGCACCAAGGCUCGUCUCUACAGUCUGCAGGCUGACCCUGCUACAUACUGCAAUGAGCCUGAUGGUUCCCUAGAGCAGUUUGAUGCGUGGCUCUCCAGCUUCAGCCUGGAGGAGAGGAAAGGAGAGAUCUCUGACCUCCUGGUCAACACCCCCUCUAUCAGGGCCCUUUACACCAGAAUGGUGCCAGCAGCUGUAGCCCAUUCUGAAUUCUGGCAGCGGUAUUUCUACAAAGUCUUUCAGUUGGACCAGGAGGAGGCCAGGCGAGUGGCCUUGAAGCAGAGAGCAGAGCAGACUUCCCACACAGAGGCUCUGGGCUGGGAGGAGGAGGAUGAAGAUGACUUCCUUGGCGCCACGUCUUCAUCUCGCCUGGACUUCACGCCCCCAUUGGACGACCCUGCUACCCAGCUGUCCCCACUUACACCAGUCACAAUGGCGACGACCCCACUCAGCCCCAUCCCGUCUCCGAGCGGGGAGCGCUCCUCUCCCCUCUCCCUGAGCAGCGACAGCGGCAGCCUGCCCACCCAGGUGGAGGUGAGACCAGCCAGGCCACAGCCUGCAGUCGUGGAGCUGUCCCAGAAACUCAACAAGGCCAGCCUGGAGGAGAAAGAGCCAGAGGGGCAGCAGGAGGAGGAGAAGAGGGUUCAGUUAGAGGCCCCAGCCCAGCCUGAGCCCACAGAGAAGGCUACAGCUGAGAGAUUAACAGUCCAGGCCCCAGCUACCACCAUCAGACCAGAGACCGAGGGGCCCCAGGACCUGAGGGUGUUUGAGCUCAACUCUGACAGCGGAAAGUCUACACCUUCAAACAAUGGCAAGAAAGGGUCCAGCACAGAUGUCAGUGAGGACUGGGAGAAGGACUUUGACCUGGACAUGACAGAAGACGAGGUCCAGAUGGUGCUCUCUAGAGUUGAGGCUACAGGAGAGCUGGAGGAGGACUGGGAGAACUGGAACUGAUGAUUGCUGUGGCGUACUGUUUCUAUCCCGCCAUUAAAGCGAGUUCUCGGCAGACGAACCAUGCUUAACGUGUUUUACCUCUGUCCACGCCGUCACCGUGUCACGUUUGUUCGUAGGGGAAUGUCCCUUUGGUUUGGACCAUGUUGCUGAAGGCGCUAGCAUAGCAAUGGCCAUCCAAGACAAUACGAUUAGAGCCAAGGCACCAUCAGCUGUCAGUUUGUGCAUAUAGGUUUCAAUGCUGAUUUACUCAGUCUUUUUGGUUAUUUCUUGAAAGCUGCUGCUCCCUCUCUAUCUUCUGAAAUGCCAUUAAGUACAUGUAAAUUGUUGCUAGUGAGCUUCUUCAAAGUUAUGAGUGGCGGGAAUUAUUACUUCACUUUAGGCUGAAGAAUAGCCAUUAAGCUGUAACGCUGCCUAUCACCUUUCAUGAGAUGACAUUCUUCAUGUGAUUUAUUGAAUGGUGAAUAUAUUGAUUUAAACUUUAAAAAAAAGAAAUUAACUCAUCUAUCUUAUGCAAGUGAAUAUUCAUAAGGGAACAUAUUUUGGCCUUUAUAGAGCGCAUUCUUUUUGGAUUCACUCCCAACCCCAGAUACAUAUGACCUUGACAGACGAGCGAUAGUGUGGACAAGAUAUCCAAAUGUUUUGUCACACAUUUUCUAUUCUGUCUGUUUUCAUCCCUGCCCUGCUAAGUAAUUGACCUGAACAUAUCAGCUCUUCUGUGACCUCCAGGGGCCACGUUUCUGCUUUAUUUCCUGUCUCUGCUACAAUAAUCUAUUAUUCGAUCAGUCUAAUAUUAUUCUGGAUGGGAAAGGGUCUCAUUUAUUGUCAAUCGUCAAAAGAGAAGAUGAUGAUGCAAUAAAGAGGCUGCAAAAUG
Oncorhynchus nerka (sockeye salmon) is the source of this 2372-nucleotide messenger RNA. Its product is annotated as BSD domain-containing protein 1-like. The record is from RefSeq and is a predicted model, not a curated record. Gene Ontology annotation, cellular component: cytoplasm. The coding region runs from base 200 to 1501 and encodes 433 amino acids. NCBI's taxonomy places the organism in Eukaryota, Metazoa, Chordata, Actinopteri, Salmoniformes, Salmonidae. The transcript has 11 exons.